CAACCAUCACGGCUUCUCGAUCCAGUCCAUUCGUUUGAAUCGUCGUCGCUUGAUCUGGGUGUUUUGGGUCUCGAUUGACCCUCUGCCAUAACUGAAAAUGGCGAUCCAGAAGAAGCAUGGUAAAGGUCGUUUGGAUAAGUGGUACCGCCUUGCCAAAGAGAAAGGAUAUCGAGCUCGAGCUGCGUUCAAGCUGGUCCAGCUGAACAAGAAAUAUGGAUUUUUGGAAAAGAGUAGAGUCCUUCUGGAUCUUUGCGCUGCGCCCGGUUCGUGGUGUCAAGUCGCUGCAGAAUGCAUGCCUGCGCAGAGUAUCAUCGUCGGUGUUGAUCUCGCCCCAAUCAAACCCAUCCCUCGAGUGAUCUCCUUCCAGAGCGACAUCACAACGGAAAAGUGCCGCGCUACGAUCAGAUCGCACCUGAAACACUGGAAGGCGGAUACGGUUCUCCACGACGGUGCGCCCAAUGUCGGUACGGCUUGGGUUCAAGAUGCGUUCUCUCAGGCGGAGCUGGUGCUGCAGUCUAUGAAAUUGGCUACGGAGUUCUUGGCCGAGGGUGGUACUUUCGUCACCAAGGUCUUCAGAUCGAAAGACUACAAUCCUCUGCUGUGGGUUUUCAAGCAGCUGUUCAGCUCAGUCGAGGCUACGAAACCCCCGUCUUCCCGAAACGUCUCCGCCGAAAUUUUCGUCGUCUGCCGCGGCUUCAAGGCCCCGAAGCGUCUCGACCCCAAGUUCCUCGACCCGAAACAUGUGUUCGCCGAAUUGGCCGAUCCCACUCCCAAUAACGAGGCGAAGGUGUUCAACCCGGAAAAGAAGAAGCGCAAGAGAGAGGGUUACGAGGAGGGUGACUACACCCAGUACAAGGAAAUCCCAGUUGCCGAAUUCAUCAACACCACGGACCCGAUCGCGAUCCUGGGAACAUGCAACAAACUCAGUUUCUCAGAACCGCCGGGAGGCGACAUUGCGCUGGCUACGAUCAAUCGACUCGAAGAAACGACGGACGAGAUUCGGGUCUGCUGCGAGGAUCUGAAGGUGUUGGGUAAAAAAGAGUUCCGCAACCUUCUCCGGUGGCGGUUGAAGGUUCGCGAGAAGUUCGGUCUCAUUGUGCGGAAGGGUCAACACAAGAAAGAAGAGCCGCAAGAAGAAGUGGCCGAGAUCGCCCCUAUGGAUGAUGAGCUGGCGAUUCAAGAAGAUUUGCAACGACUUCGGGAGAAGGAGAGCACGAGAACCAAAAAGGAACGACGAAAGGAAAACGAGAAGAAGCGCAAGGAAAUCCUCCGCAUGCAGAUGCAUAUGACGACUCCUAUGGAUAUCGGUAUGGAACAGCAUGGUCCCUUUGGGGAGGAUGCCACUUUUUCGCUUAGACGUGCCGAGAGAGAAGGCGUCUCAGACAAAAUUGCCUCCGGUAGAGAGGCGCCAGUGGAGAGUGACAGUGAGGAAUCCGAAUCCGAGUCUGAGGAUGACGAGAGCGACGAGGAGGGUGAUCGAUUGGAGAGAGAGCUUGACUCUCUUUACGAGCAAUACCAAGGGCGCAAGGAGGAUGCAGAUUCGAAACUGAAAGCCAAGAAGGCCCGAAAGGACUACGAGGCCGACGAAUGGGAAGGAAUUUCGGAUUCUGAUAAGGAGGGAGACUCAGAUGAGGAAUCUGACUCUGAAACGCUUACCACGAAGCGGGAGGCCCCGAAGGGUGGAGCUCUCUCCAACAAUGCUGCCAUGUUCUUCGACCAAGACAUUUUCCAAGGUCUGGAGGACUUGGAGGAUGUUGAGGACGAGGACGAGGACGAGGACGAGGACGAGGACGACGGCAAGCAGAAGAGCAACGGCACUGUCUCGGAGAAAAAGAGCGCCAACGACAAGAAGGAGAAGGAGAAGACGAAGGAGAAGGCCAAGGCGAAGGCGCAAGAGACGGACGACUUUUCGGAUGAUGACGAUGAUGAGCCCGCGGACCUUGGAGAGGACCCAAGGAAGCAGAAUGGCCAGCUCGACAUCGAUAUUAUCACCGCGGAAGCUAUGUCAUUGGCCCAGCAGAUGGCCACCGGCGAGAAGAAGUCCCAGGACGUGGUUGAUGACGGUUACAACCGGCUUGCAUUCCGGGAUGUUGACGGUCUCCCUGACUGGUUCCUGGACGACGAGGGCCAGCACAGUAAGGCGAAUCGGCCCAUCAGCAAGGCAGCUGCCGCGGCUAUCAAGGAGAAACUGCGCGCCAUCAAUGCCCGACCGAUCAAGAAGGUGAUGGAGGCCAAGGGACGAAAGAAGAUGAGGGCCGCGACCAAGUUGGAGAAGCUGCGGAAGAAGUCUGCGCUGAUUGCCGAGGACGAAGGAAUGAGCGAACGGGACAAGUCGCAGACCAUCGCCAGGAUGAUGAGCCGGGCCACCAAGAAGAAGCCCAAGCAACAGGUGAAGCUGGUUGUUGCCAAGGGAAACAACCGGGGUAUCUCUGGUCGUCCCAAGGGCGUCAAGGGCAAGUACAAGAUUGUGGAUUCCCGGAUGAAGAAGGAUAUUCGGGCUCAGAAGCGACUUGCGAAGAAGAAGAAAUAAAGGAGGGCGUGUGGAAGGAUGGAUGUAUAGGCUCUCGACGGUUGAUACCCGGUGCAUUCUCCCCAGUGUUUUAUAAUGGAUAUGUGUCUUUACCGCGGAUAGAUGUAUAUAGAAGUAUACAUGACGGUC
This is a messenger RNA of Aspergillus steynii IBT 23096, 2659 nucleotides long. RefSeq names its product rRNA methyltransferase spb1 (gene spb1). The transcript has 4 exons. The record is from RefSeq and is a predicted model, not a curated record. Lineage: Eukaryota; Fungi; Ascomycota; Eurotiomycetes; Eurotiales; Aspergillaceae. Gene Ontology annotation, cellular component: nucleolus; nucleus; preribosome, large subunit precursor. The coding region runs from base 98 to 2530 and encodes 810 amino acids. Gene Ontology annotation, molecular function: rRNA (uridine-2'-O-ribose)-methyltransferase activity; rRNA (guanine) methyltransferase activity. Gene Ontology annotation, biological process: rRNA methylation; maturation of LSU-rRNA from tricistronic rRNA transcript (SSU-rRNA, 5.8S rRNA, LSU-rRNA); maturation of 5.8S rRNA from tricistronic rRNA transcript (SSU-rRNA, 5.8S rRNA, LSU-rRNA).